Molecule: messenger RNA, 971 nt
Organism: Bradysia coprophila
Lineage: Eukaryota; Metazoa; Arthropoda; Insecta; Diptera; Sciaridae
Source: RefSeq, a predicted model, not a curated record
CAAACAAUGAACACUUGUAUUUGCUUAAACGUAAAUGUCGAGUAUAGAUAAGUCACACACAGCAAUUAAGACUAGAACAAUGAAUUUAUACAAUAUGCAAAAGGUGGUAGUGGUAAAAAAAGUAAAACCGGAGAACAAUUAAAGUCAACCACGGACAGAUCUGUGGUCAGUUCAAAUUGGGUCCCGCUUACCUUCAGUCCAGUUUUGAUCAGCUCAAGGAAACAGCGAAUUUCAAUUAGCAUUAUGGAGGGAAUUGGCAAAAUUUUCUUUCUGAUUUCAAUUUUAACUGUAAUCCACCAAACAUCGGCGUCAGACAUGCCGUCAGUGUUGAUACUAUCGCAAAACAGCUGGUUCACAUUUCAAUCGGCAAAGAAGAAUUGUAUGUUGACUGACGGCCAAAACAAAGACAACAACGGCAAAUUAGUUAUGUGGGGCGAAUGUUUCACCAAUACAAAAAAUGCGUGGUGGAAAGCAGUCAAUAGCCCCAACGACCCCAACCAUUUCACAUUACAAAACAGAGAUUCUGGCUUGUGCUUGUCGGUGGGUACAGACCUGACCGACACUGGGAAUGAUGUACGUGUUAAACAGUAUGCAUGUCAAAGUAGUCGACCAGCUACUCAACUUUGGUCGGUGGACAUAAUUACGGACGAUAGUCAUCAACACUGGAUACGUUUGAAGGGUAGUGGCGGUCGAUGCCUUAGUUUCGAUCCGGCCAACAAUGAAAUUAGAGGCGAGAUGUACAUGUAUGACUGUGGAUGCUGUGAUCGAUAUACGAAUCAGUACUUCAAGCUAGACUUUUACGGAUUCAGAGACUAAAUUAAGCAGAUUUUCAUUGAACCCAAUUCGAAUCAAAAAGGCGUCGGUUCAAUAUUUAAGGCUGUGACAUAAACGACAAUUUGUAAGUUUCAUUCAUCUAACAAAAUUUGAUUUCUUUCUUUGAAAAUAAAAUAUUAACAAAUUAAGAACGACUG